Messenger RNA from Moneuplotes crassus, 592 nucleotides. The record is from the annotation of a GenBank genome assembly. NCBI's taxonomy places the organism in Eukaryota, Ciliophora, Spirotrichea, Euplotida, Euplotidae.
AAUGGAACAAACUCCUAAAAAGUUCAGCAUCCGGUCUUACAAAGCUUUGUGUGAUAGUAUUAUCAAGAAGAAAAAAGCAGCACAAGAGGGUAGUGUGAGGAGGAUGAUUGGAGCCUCACCGGAUUUCCAAAAUCAAAUGAUGAACACUAUUCGCAAGUUAAAGCAAGAGAAAAACCAGAGAAGAGCUUUUAGUCCCCAAGUCCAGAGAAAAAUCGGGGAAGCAAAUCAUUUACAAUCCCAAGCAAUAACUUUUGUACCUGUAACUAGAAGUAACCCUUCAGGGAAAAAGUUGCUAAAGGAGAGAAAAUUGAAAAGAAUGAAGCAGAAAUAUAAUAUGCUUCCAGAUCAAUAUGAAUCGAUGGUCUCCAAAGUUCGAGCGAAAAUUAUGAAGUCUAACCAUAAUACUCGUAGAUUCUUAUCUCCUAUCCUGCUGAGAAAUAAGGCUAAUUUGAUAUCAAAAUUCAAAGUUUUUGAAGCUGCUCCAUUAAAUUUUACGAUAGGAGGAAAUUAUCAGAAAAAAGAGGUUCAUGAUGCUAAACUUCCAAUUUUAAAGAGCCAUGACUCUUCAGAGAUCUCCUGAUUUGCUCUUUAG